AGCAUCGGUAGUCAGCUUAACACGAUGGGACGAAUACCGCCUGCUCUGCGAAAGUUUGUUUAUUGAAUUCCGUCGUCGAUAGCAUCGUAGAUGAAUGAUAGUCCAAAAUCCAACGUCUCGUUGGGUAUUUUUGUGACAUCAGGGAGAGGGUAGCGUUGGAGAGAAAAGUUAGCAAAUCGCUUCAUUCCUGCAAUGGAUCGUCGAUAAAUAGAGGGGCCAGUAAAUUCUGCGGUAUUUGCAACGCGUUCAAGUGGAGAGAAAAGUUCGUCAAUUUGAUUGACUUCAUCUCUCAACACCCGAUCUGAUGGUCGGUGAAACAAUGUUUUUGAGCAUCGCGCUAUUUUUUACCCUGGUCGCGGGACUUCUUUACGGAUUGCACUACUCGAUUCAUGGAAGCAGGAAAGGUGAACUCGUCGAUAAAAUUCCUGGACCAUACGCUUGGCCGAUCAUUGGCAACAUUCUCACCUUCCAGGUACCCCUGGAUGAAUUAUGGAACCUGGUUCGUAAGUUGAACAGGGAUUAUUACCCCAUUCAUCGACUUUGGAGCAUCAGCGUUCCAGUCGUGACUGCUUAUCAUCCGGAUGACGUAGAGGUUUUAUUUUCAAAUGUACGGCACAUCGAAAAAAGUUUCAUAUACAAAUUUCUUCAUCCAUGGCUAGGAGCCGGUCUUCUAACCAGCACAGGGAAAAAAUGGCACGAACGAAGGAAAAUCCUCACGCCGGCUUUUCACUUCAACGUACUGCAACAAUUCGUGGCGAUUUUUAACGAGCAGAGCGAGAAGCUCGUGAAAUCGCUUUGCCUCGAGGGAGACGAAGUCGUCGACGAUCUCGUCCACCUUCUCCACAAAUUCACGCUCAACUCGAUUUGCGAAACCGCGAUGGGCGCGACGUCGGAGUUGAAUGGGCAAGUUCAGAACGAAUACAGAUCCUGCGUUUCGAAAAUGGGAGACAUAACGCUUUACCGAAUGCUAAGGCCUUGGUGGCACUUGGACUGGAUGUUCAAGUUUUCGCGAAAAUUCAAAGAACAAGUUCGAGCGCUCAAAGUUCUUCACGGUUUCUCGACAAAUAUUAUCAACGAGCGUAAACGAUAUCACGACGAGACCGGAGGUAGAUUUCUAAAAGGACUUGGCGGUGAUAGCGAGUGGAGUAUCUACGGCUUCGACGACGAAAAUGUCAAGGGCAAACGACGUUUGGCUAUGCUGGAUCUACUUAUCUCAUCUUCCAGGCGUGAAGACAGCAUAGACGACGAAGGAAUCAGAGAAGAAGUCGAUACUUUCGUAUUCGAGGGACACGACACGACCGCUAUGGCGCUAUGUUUCGCGCUAUUGCUGCUAGCCGAAAACAAACACAUUCAGGACAAAGCGAGAGCUGAAGUCGACGAAGUAUUCGAAGGAAAGAAAGACGAGAAAUUGUCAAUGCGCGAAGUCCAGGGCUUGGCCUACCUGGAAAGAUGCAUCAAAGAAUCUCUGCGAUUGUUUCCAAGUGUGCCGUUCGUAUCUCGUCACAUAUCCGAAGACCUGCAACUCAAGAACUAUUUGGUGCCCGGAGGGACGGUCGUUAACGUUCACAUUUACGACCUACACAGAGAUCCCAAUUUCUGGCCAGACCCUUUAGUCUUUGAUCCGGACAGAUUUUCACCCGAACAAUCGCAAGGACGUCAUCCGUUCGCCUUCGUGCCUUUCAGCGCGGGACCGCGAAACUGCAUCGGUCAGAAAUUUGCGAUGUUGGAGUUGAAGGUGCUGGUGGCGCAUUUCUUGCACAAUUUCUAUUUGGAGCCGCUCGAUUUUUCAUGUGAUGUAAAAAUCGUUUCCGACUUGGUCAUCCGGCUAACAAAACCUGUUCGCAUGAAAUUUGUCUCAAGAUCAGAGAAGAAUCAUGAUUAACUAUUCGUUGGCUAACUUCAAUAUUCAUCGAUAUCCCUUAACGACUCUUGUUUAUCACUUUCGUCUUAUUGAGUCCCAAUACGAAAUUUCUUGAUACGCCUCUACGGCAGCAUCCUGAUUAUUUGUCUGGCGAUUGCUGUUAUCUACCUGAUUCCGAGAACAGCAUCGAGUGAUUUUGAUACGCUAAACGGAGAUGAGCCGAUGGAAGAAGACGCUUGACUUCGAUGCGGAAAAUUCUUUUAUAUCUAAGAUACGUUUUUGAUUUGAAAUUAAGCCAAACAUUCGACGAAUGACCAGUUAUAAGAUUUUAACAUUCUGCGGUAACAGAGAAUAAUCUGAAAGCCAUAUAGAUUGAGUUCAACGCGAAGCCUUGGAUAUUACGAAUUUAUCAAUAAAGAGCACAAAUUUAAAAACCGAAAAGAGAGCAUAUGAGCGGGUCCACGUCACUUCA
This is a messenger RNA of Neodiprion fabricii, 2333 nucleotides long. RefSeq names its product cytochrome P450 4C1-like. The transcript is spliced from 12 exons. Gene Ontology annotation, molecular function: iron ion binding; monooxygenase activity; heme binding. The coding region runs from base 305 to 1882 and encodes 525 amino acids. NCBI's taxonomy places the organism in Eukaryota, Metazoa, Arthropoda, Insecta, Hymenoptera, Diprionidae. The record is from RefSeq and is a predicted model, not a curated record.